UGUGUACUGUUUCUCUCACCUUAACCUGUCAUGUUCACAGAGAAUCACAUUUGCAUUGAUUAGUUAUCGGGGUCAAAGCUGCGUAUGGGAUAUAUCAGAGAGAAUUAAGGAGCAUGAAUCUUGUUUUGCACAUGAAGGAAAUUGCAUUAUUGGACACCAUCAUUAUAAAGGUGUAAAGGCAUUUCCGGUUUCGGGACGAUGCCUUUUCCGCCCUGAUGCCCUUGUAGCUAUGGAAACGUCCACCAGCCUGUUCACCCUUUCAGACCUGGCACUGCGUGUGAUGUAGCUAGCUAGAUGGUUUAUGUGUGCCAGAAUUACCGAUAAAUCAGACGUUUCAAGAUGGCGUUACAACGACUGAUGUCUUUUUUCAUCCUUUACUCGAUUCUUGGCUACAUUCCAUCACUUGGGGUAAUCCUCCGAACCACAGACAAGACUGUGUGGGCAAAUGAAUUUGAACCUAUUGAGUUGACCUGCUUGAUAGAGUCCAUCUCAACAAACAACCCCAGAAUCGAAUGGAAGAAAAUCCAAAACGGCGUCCCUAGUUAUGUGUACUUUCAAAAUCAAAUUUCGGGGGACUUGGAGCACAGAGCCCAGCUGAUCCAGCCGGCUAACCUACUGAUCCUCAACACCAGCCGUGCAGACACUGCAGAGUACCGCUGUGAGGUCGCUGCCAUUGAUGACCACAAACACUUUGAUGAAAUUCUAAUCAGUCUUGCUGUCAGGGUAAAGCCUGUGGUGCCCAGGUGCAGUGUGCCUGUGGCGGUGACUGUUGGCACGUCCUCUGAGCUGCGCUGCCUGGAGAACGAGGGCUUCCCUGCCUCACAGUACCGCUGGUUCCGUAACAACGAGGAGCUUCCCCAGGACCCAAAGAGCAGCCCCAAGUUCAUCAACUCCACCUACUCCAUUAACGCUGACACGGGUGGUCUGAAAUUCCGCCGGAUGAGAAAGGAGGAUGCGGGGGAGUAUUACUGCCAGGCAAAGAAUGUAGCUGGACAUGCACAGUGUCCCACACAGCUGAUGGACGUCUAUGAUGUCGACAUUGUGGGGAUUUUCCUAAAGGUGUUGGCGGCAUUGGCUGGAUUCAUUGUUGUGAUGGUGGGGGUUUGUCAUGCACACAAACAUCACUGCUUUUCCUCCAGCAAGGAUCACACAGGAACCAACUACAAACUUCCAGCACAGGAUGAUGGCUUUGACUAUGCCGAAGCAGAUGAGGGUCACUUCCGUCACAAAUCAUCAUUUAUCAUUUGACAUCUGAGAUAGAGGAGACACACUGAAGAGGAAGCGGAGACACACUGAAGAGGAAGAGGAGACACACUGAAGAGGAGACACUCUGAAGAGGAGACCCACUGAAGUCAAAAGCGUGCCAAAUCCAAUAAUGGGGCUUCGUGUGAGAAAUUUGAGCUGUAACAUUGCACAUGAACCUACAAGCUUGCCAAAGUUAUCAUAAUGAAAAGAUCAAUCAUUAUUUCAAUCUUGCUUUCUGAUAGGCAACUGUAACGUCAUGUCCCUGUUAGUACACUGUUUACUUUUUUUUGUAGCACAAAUAUGUUUUGUCCUCAGUCAUUACUGUAACUACAAUUACAGUACGAUUUUUUUUAAAGCUGUGACUUUUGAACUUCCACCAGCAUGUUCAUCUUAACUGAUGCUGGAACAUUCCCCCAUACUGUUUUUAGACAAACAAGGUUUUUUACUUCCUAAAAUUUCUACAAAGUACAACAAACCUGUUUUAAAAAAACAGUAUUUCAUAACCUCUGAAUGCAAGCUGGACUAGUUUAUGUUAAUAUGAAGGUAGGUUGUGUCAAUAGUUUUAUAUAUACACUACCGUUCAAAAGUUUGGAGUCACAGAAAUGUCCUUGUUUUUGAAAGAAAUGCAAUUUUUUUGUCCAUUAAAAUAACAUCAAAUUGAUCAGAAAUACAGUGUAGACACUGUUCAUGUUGUAAAUGACUAUUGUAGCUGGAAAUGGCUGAUUUUUUAUGGAAUAUCUACAUAGGCGUACAAAGGCCCAUUAUCAUUAACCAUCACUCCUGUGGUCCAAUGGCACGUUGUGUUAGCUAAUCCAAGUUUAUCAUUUUAAAAGGCUAAUUGAUCUUUAUAAAACCCUUUUACAAUUAUGUUAGCACAGCUGAAAACUGUUGUUCUGAUUAAAGAAGCGAUAAAACUGGCCUUCUUUAGACUAGUUGAGUAUCUGGAGCAUCAUUAUUUGUGGGAUCAAUUUUAUGUUAUUUUAAUGGACAAAAAAAAGUGCAUUCUUUCAAAAACAAGAACAUUUCUAAGUGACCUCAAACAGCUGUAUGUAUGUAUGUAUGUAUGUAUGUAUGUAUGUAUGUAUGUAUGUAUGUAGUACCAGUUUGGACACACCUACUCAUUGAAGUGUUUUUCUUUAUUUUUACUAUUUUCUACAAUGUAGAGUAAUAGUGAAGUCAUCAAAACUAUUAAAUAACACAUAUGGAAUCAUGUAGUAACCAAAAAAGUGUUGAACAAAUCAAAAUAUAUUUUAGAUUCUUCAAAGUAGCCACCUUUGCCUUGAUGACAGCUUUGCACACGCUUGGCAUUCUCUCAACCAGCUUCACCUGAAAUGCUUUUCCAACAGUCUUGAAGGAGUUCCCACAUAUACUGAGCACUUGCUGCUUUUCCACUUUGCGGUCCAUCUCAUCCCAAACCAUCUCAAUAGGGUUGAGGUCGGGUGAUUAAUGGAGGCCAGGUCAUCUGAUGCAGCACUCCAUCACUUUCCUUCUUGAUCAAAUAGCCCUUACACAGCCUGGAGGUGUGUUGGGUCAUUGUCAUGUUGAAAAACAAAUGAUAGUGGGACUAUGCGCAAACCAGAUGGGAAGGUUUAUCGCUGCAGAAUGCUGUGGUAGCAAUGCCUGUUAAGUGUGCCUUGAAUUCUAAAUCCCUAACGGUGUCACCAGCAAAGCACCAUCACACCUCUUCCAUGUUUCAUGGUGGGAACUACACAUGCGGAGAUCAUCCGUUCACCUACUCUGUCUCACAAAGACAUGGCGGUUGGAAUCAAAUAUCUAAAAUUUGGACCCAUCAGACCAAUGGACAGAUUUCCACCGGUCUAAUGUCCAUUGCUCAUGUUUCUUGGCUCAAGCAAGUCUCUUCUUAUUAUUGGUGUCUUUUAGUAGUGGUUUCUUUGCAGCAAUUCGACCAAGAAGGCCUGAUUCACGCAGUCUCCUCUGAACAGUUGAUGUUGAGACGUGUCUGUUACUUGAACUCUGUGAAGCAUUUAUUUGGGCUGCAAUUUCUGAGUCUGGUAACUCUAAUGAACUUAUCCUCUGUAGCAGAGGUAACUCUGGGUCUUCCUUUCCUGUGGCGGUCCUCAUGAGAGACAGUUUCAUCAUAGCACUUGAUGGUUUUUGCGACUGCACUUGAAGAAACUUUCGAAGUUCUUCAAAUGUUCCGUAUUGACUGUCCUUUCUCUCUCUUUGCUUAUUUGAGCUGUUCUUGCCAUAAUAUGGACUUGGUCUAUUACCAAAUAGGGCUGUCUUCUGUAUACCUACCGUGUUACAACACAACUGAUUGGCUCAAAUACAUUAAGAAGGAAAGAAAUUCCACAAAUUAACUUUUAACAAGGCACACCUGUUCAUUGAAAUGCAUUCUAGGUGACUACCUCAUGAAGCUGGUUGAGAGAAUGCCAAGAGUUUUCAAAGCUGCCAUCAAGGCAAAGGGUGGCUACUUUGAAGAAUCUCAAAUAUAAAAUAUAUUUUGAUUUGUUGAACACCUUUUGGGUUACUACAUGAUUCCAUAUGUGUUAUUUCUUAUUUUUGAUGUCUUCACUAUUAUUCUACUUUGUAGAAAAUAGCAAAAAUAAAGAAAAACCCUGUAAUGAGUAAGUGUCCAAACUUUCGACUGGUAGUGUAUAUGUACAUACAUACAUACAUACAUACAUACAUACAUACAUACAUACAUACAUACAUACAUACAUACAUACAUACAUACAUACAUACAUACAGUUGAAGUCGGAAGUUUACAUACACUUAGGUUGGAGUCAUUAAAACUCGUAUUUCAACCACUCCACAAAUUUCUUGUUAACAAACUAUAGUUUUGGUCAGUUAGGACAUCUACUUUGUGCAUGACACAAGUCAUUUUUCCAACAAUUGUUUACAGACAGAUUAUUACACUUAUAAUUCACUGUAUCACAAUUCCAAUGGGUCAGAAGUUUUCAUACACUAAGUUGACUGUGCCUUUGAACAGCUUGGAAAAUUCCAGAAAAUGUUGUCAUUGCUUUAGAAGCUUCUGAUCGGCUAAUUGACAUAAUUUGAGUCAAUUGGAUGUGUACCUGUGGAUGUAUUUCAAGGCCUACUUUCAAACUCAGUGCCUCUUUGCUUGACAUCAUGGGAAAAUCAAAAGCAAUCAGCCAAGACCUCAGAAUUUUUUUUGUAGACUUCCACUAGUCUGUUUCAUCCUUGAGAGGAUGAACCAUCUGUACAAACAAUAGUACGCAAGUAUAAACACCAUGGGACCACGCAGCCGUCAUACCGCUAAGGAAGGAGACGUGUUCUGUCUCCAAGAGAUGAACGUACUUUGGUGCGAAAAGUGCAAAUCAAUCCCAGAACAACAGCAAAGGACCUUGUGAAGAUGCUGGAGGAAACAGGGUACAAAAGUAUCUAUAUCCACAGUAAAAUGAGUCCUAUAUCGACAUAACCUGAAAAGCUGCUCAGCAAGGAAGAAGCAACUUCUCCAAAACCGCCAUUAAAAAAGCCAGACUAAGUUUUGCACGGGGAUGGCAGCGUAAUGUUGUGGGGGUGCUUUGCUGCAGGAGGGACUGGUGCACUUCACAAAAUAGAUGGCAUCAUGAGGUAGGAAAAUUAUGUGGAUAUAUUGAAGCAACAUCUCAAGAUAUCAGUCAGGAAGUUAAAGCUUAGUCGCAAAUGGGUCUUCCAAAUGGACAUUGACCCCAAGCAUACUUCCAAAGUUGUGGCAAAAUUGCUUAAGGACAACAAAGUCAAAGUAUUGGAGUGGCCAUCACAAAGCCCUGAUCUCAAUCCUAUAGAUAACUUGUGGCCAGAACUGAAAAAGCGUGUGCGAGCAAGGAGGCCUACAAACCUGACUCAGUUACACCACCUCUGUCAGGAGGAAUGGGCCAAAAUUCACCCAACAUAUUGUGGGAAGCUUGUGGAAGGCUAUCCGAAACAUUUGACCCAGGUUAAACAAUUUAAAGGCAAUGCUACCAAAUACUAAUUGAGUGUAUGUAAACUUCUGACCCACUGGGAAUGUGAUGAAAGAAAUAAAAUCUGAAAUAAAUCAUUCUCUACUAUUAUUCUGGCAUUUCACAUUCUUAAAAUAAAGUGGAUCUAACUGAUCUAAAACAGGGUAUUUUUACUAGGAUUAAAUGUCAGGAAUUGUGAAAAACUUAGUUUAAAUGUAUUUGGCUAAGGUGUAUGUACACUUUCAACUUCAACUGUACACACAGUGGGGCAAGAAAGUAUUUAGUCAGCCACCAAUUGUGCAAGUUCUCCCACUUAAAAAGACGAGAGAGGCCUGUAAUUCAUCAUAGUUACACUUCAACUAUGACAGACAAAAUGAGAAGGAAAAAAAUCCAGAAAAUCACAUUGUAGGAUUUGUUAUGAAUUUAUUUGCAAAUUAUGGUGGAAAAUAAGUAUUUGGUCAAUAACAAAAGUUUAUCUCAAUACUUUGUUAUAUACCCUUUGUUGGCAAUGACAGAGGUCAAACGUUUUCUGUAAAUCUUCACAAGGUUUUCACACACUGUUGCUGGUAUUUUGGCCCAUUCCUCCAUGCAGAUCUGAUCUAGAGCAGUGAUGUUUUGGGGCUGUUGCUGGGCAACACAGACUUUAAACUCCCUCCAAAGUUUUUCUAUGGGGUUGAGAUCUGGAAACUGGCUAGGCCACUCCAGGACCUUGAAAUGCUUCUUACGAAGCCACUCCUUCUCCCGGGCGGUGUGUUUGGGAUCAUUGUCAUGCUGUAAGACCCAGCCACAUUUCAUCUUCAAUGCCCUUGCUGAUGGUAGGCUUUGUUACUUUGGUCCCAGCUCUCUGCAGGUCAUUCACUAGGUCCCUCCGUGUGGUUCUGGGAUCUUUGCUCACCGUUCUUGUGAUCAUUUUGACCCCACGGGGUGAGAUCUUGCGUGGAGCCCCAGAUCGAGGGAGAUUAUCAGUGGUCUUGUAUGUCUUCCAUUUCCUAAUAAUUGCUCCCACAGUUGAUUUCUUCAAACCAAGCUGCUUACCUAUUGCAGAUUCAGUCUUCCCAGCCUGGUGCAGGUCUACAAUUUUGUUUCUGGUGUCCUUUGACAGCUCUUUGGUCUUGGCCAUAGUGGAGUUUGGAGUGUGACUGUUUGAGGUUGUGGACAGGUGUCUUUGAUACUGAUAACAAGUUCAAACAGGUGCCAUUAAUACAGGUAACGAGUGGACAGAGGGCCUCUUAAAGAAGAAGUUACAGGUCUGUGAGAGCCAGAAAUCUUGCUUGUUUGUAGGUGACCAAAUACUUAUUUUCCACCAUAAUUUGCAAAUAAAUUCAUUAAAAAUCCUACAAUGUGAUUUUCUGGAUUAUUUUUUCUCAUUUUGUCUGUCAUAGUUGAAGUGUACCUGUGAUGACAAUUACAGGCCUCUCUCAUCUUUUUAAGUGGGAGAACUUGCACAAUUGGUGGCUGACUAAAUACUUUUUUGCCCCACUGUAGAUACAUACAGAUAAUGAGUGGGGCAUGUUUAAAAAGCUGAUGAAAUAUUUUACAUGCAGAGCCAAGGGGCACAAUGAAACUGUCUGUUGUGCUUAAAAGCCAACUGACUUUAUUCUCUGCGUUCAGAAUAACAAAGAAACAUAUUACAGUUAUACAGUAUAAUCCCAUAAUAAUGCUGCUAGUUAAGAUGUAUUAUUAUGAUUAUAUCAAGUAAUUAUGAUUUUUUUCAGAGUGCCGUGUCUGUAUAAGUGACCUUCUUUGCUUACUAAUUACGUACUUUAUAAAUAUUGGACAUAUUGUCCAGUUUUGACUCACAAUUAACUGUAUUUUCUUUAUGAACACAAUAUACAAUAUUAAUGGAUAUACAGGCAAUACAACUUUUUUAGAAACAAAUGUCUACACAUACAUGUUUAUCAGUAACAAUAUAUAAGUAUGAAACAAUGUUUCAAAUUGAAAUUGUUAAAAAUGACUUUUUGAAACAUGGUUAUUUUGUUAAAUAACACUACUCAGGAACUGUUGUAAAAUGUAAAAUGUUCGUUGUAGUGCAAGUAAUGGAUACUGUUAUGCUUACUUCAUUUUGUCAAUAAAGACACAAAUAACAUUA
Salvelinus fontinalis (brook trout) is the source of this 7242-nucleotide messenger RNA. RefSeq names its product junctional adhesion molecule 3B-like. Gene Ontology annotation, molecular function: protein homodimerization activity; protein heterodimerization activity. Gene Ontology annotation, biological process: angiogenesis; cell adhesion. The record is from RefSeq and is a predicted model, not a curated record. The coding region runs from base 340 to 1248 and encodes 302 amino acids. The transcript is spliced from 9 exons. Lineage: Eukaryota; Metazoa; Chordata; Actinopteri; Salmoniformes; Salmonidae.